This is a messenger RNA of Mesitornis unicolor (brown roatelo), 1458 nucleotides long. Its product is annotated as neutrophil cytosol factor 2-like. The transcript is spliced from 14 exons. Gene Ontology annotation, biological process: superoxide anion generation. The record is from RefSeq and is a predicted model, not a curated record. Lineage: Eukaryota; Metazoa; Chordata; Aves; Mesitornithiformes; Mesitornithidae. The annotation marks the transcript as partial. Gene Ontology annotation, molecular function: superoxide-generating NADPH oxidase activator activity; protein binding.
GCAUUCGAUAAAACUGUUGCGAAGGACAACUCCCUGGCUGUGGGCUUCUUCCAGAGAGGGUUUGUCCAUCUGCAGCUGGAAAUGUACGAGGAAGCUCUCUCUGACUAUCAGAUGGCCUUCAGUCACCUCAGAAAAAAUCCCUUCAUCGAUUACAAGCAGCUGGGGCUCAGGCACAUACUCUAUGCAUGGGAGGUGCUGUACAGCGUUGCGGCAGCGCAGUGCCGGCUGCAGCAGUGGCAGGAGGCCAGAGUCACCCUGGAUAAGGCCGUUGUGUGGAGACCUGAAGGGAGAACGGCAAUCCUGGACCUGGCCCUCGAGCGGGUGCAGGACCGCCUGUUUUUAGAGCCCAUGCACGUUCCUCUCGGGGAAUUUUUCAGGCCACGAAAGAAGGAAGUUGAACAGCUGGAUUCCAAAGAUUUCCUGGGUAAACCCAAGGUAAUCUCAUCCAUCAUUCCCAACGAUGAAUACAUUGGCUUCGAGCCUCUCAGGCCUCAGAAACAGGGCUUUUAUGAACCCAGUGCGGAUGCUCUGCGGGACAGUGAGUCAGGCUACUAUCGAGUUGUGUCCCCUCAUUACCCUGAGGACUCGGAGAGGUUGGCAGUGAAAGGCGGCAGCUUGGUCUUUGUACUGACGAGAGGCACGGAUGGCUGGGCCACAGCCAUACACGAUGGGCAGAAGCUGCGCAUACCCAGCUCUCUCCUGGAGCCUGCCUCGAAGAUGGAUAAAUGGAAGAUCAGCAAUGGGAUUCCCCUCCCUCCUGCCCAGGUGCCUCCCAGCCGGCUCCACGGGAAGCAGAAGCCAGGAUCUAGGGGAGAAGAAAUCCCUGCAAACGAUGCUGGCGCCCAAGUGGACUUUGAGAUCCCACCAAGCCAAGGCGAAGCUUCACUGGACAGACCCGUUGUGCUGCGAGCGCGUUGUGAGUGCACGGUGGUGGUGAGGGCAGGCGAGGUGCCGUCUCUGCCCAACCUGCGGGCUCUGCUGAAGGAGCGGUUCUGCCAGCAGGCAGAGCGAGGGAAACUGAGCUACAGGCAUUCGGAUGGCAAAGAACUGGGCGCAGUUUCAGGAGAGGAGGAUCUGGGGAAGAUGUGGCAGCAGCUGACAGAUGGGAGGCUGACGCUCUGCUGCCAGGACUCAGACUCCCACUCGGGCAGACCCGUCCUGUACCGGAUGCUGGCUCAGCACUCCUACCCUGCGCAGGGACCCGGGGACCUGGAGUUCAGCAAGGGAGACGUGCUGGAUAUCCUCUCUGAAGGUAGCUCCCCAGUCCUUGUGCUGGGGCAGGCUUUUGGAGGCUGCUGCAGGGAGGGACUGGGGAACAGAUGGCCUCUCCAGUGCCAUCUCAGGCUCACGCUCUCAGGAGUGAACGAGGACUGGCUUGAAGGGCGCUGCAAUGACAAGACUGGCAUCUUCCCCAAAUGCUUUGCAACCCGGACCAGUUGUGGUGCUGCCUGCCUAUAG